AUGUGUGAAAAGCCGCCUACUUACAACGUCAAGACACCAAAGCCGGAGGAAAAAGAAGAUAUUAAACUGAUAAUAUUAGGAGAUACAAAUGUUGGCAAGACAUGUCUGAUUCAACGAUACCUCACUGGGGAGUUUGCUGAGACAGUUGCUGAUACAGCUGGUGAAGAGAAGUAUGCUAAUUUGAGUUCAUUCUAUUGUCGUGGUGCUCAUGUAGCAAUACUAGCUGUUGACUUAACAAAUAAAAAAUCGCUUGAAAAACUUCAACAAGUUUUCAUUCCUAUCCUCGAGCAACAAGCUCCUACAUGUAUGACUGUUGUUGUAGGCACUAAACUGGAUUUAAUAAAAUCUCAAGGGCGACAGAUUGGUGCCUCCGAAGGUAAAUCCUUUGCAGUGUUACAACAUAAAAAGCAGUUAGAGAAAGCUUUAUUACAGAACCCUAGCUCCUUUCUAGCAAAAGUCCAAGGCCAUGAGUCUUAUUUCGAAACUAGUUCUAAAAGUGGAGAAGGUGUGACUGAUUUAUUUCAAUAUAUCGAGCGCAUCAUACUUGCACAGUUGCAGAAAACACAACCAUCAUCAACUACCACCCAAUCUAGUAAAACUAGAACUGCAAGUAAGUCUGGAAAACCAGAGAGUAUAAUUCGAUUGGAUGAUCCUCCACCUCCACCUAGUCAGGAGUCUGGUUGUUGUAAGAAUUAA
Molecule: messenger RNA, 696 nt
Organism: Gigantopelta aegis
Lineage: Eukaryota; Metazoa; Mollusca; Gastropoda; Neomphalida; Peltospiridae
Product: ras-related protein Rab-20-like
Exons: 4
Coding region: 1-696 (231 amino acids)
Molecular function (GO): GTP binding; GTPase activity
Source: RefSeq, a predicted model, not a curated record